Trematosphaeria pertusa is the source of this 228-nucleotide messenger RNA. RefSeq lists its product as uncharacterized. The record is from RefSeq and is a predicted model, not a curated record. The transcript has 2 exons. NCBI's taxonomy places the organism in Eukaryota, Fungi, Ascomycota, Dothideomycetes, Pleosporales, Trematosphaeriaceae. The coding region runs from base 1 to 228 and encodes 75 amino acids.
AUGGACCCCCAACAAGGAGGCGGCCACCAAGACAAGAUGGCCGGACUCACCGAAGCCGACCAGAACAUCAACAACACGACCGAGGACGUUAGCAACCAGGCGCAAGGUCACAAGGCGAACCUGAGCAACCCGAACACAAGCGACGCGUCUAAGGAGCAUUCGAAGCAAGUGCUGAAGGACCUCGGCGGCGAGAAGGCGUUCUAUGGGAAGCAGGGCAAGGGGGAGUAA